AAACUUUGGAACCGUCUUUCUUCAAGCGGUACUCUUUUUCCUCCUUGCCCUCAUCUGUAUCGUUCUUCUACGUUUAGACAGCCCGUUACAUGUCUUCUCGUGUCAAUGGUCUCUCGGACACCAGUUCAAAGCGUAACGCUCAAGGAACCGUGGACAACCGAACCGAGAACACAGCAGCGGGACCCAGCAAACUAGAAAUCGUCCACAAGGCUUUGUUGGCGCCGUUCAACCAUAGAAAGACUGAUUCAUCCAAAAUACUUUCAGACUGUACGUGUCUCAUCGUUUUCUGUCCUGUGCAGUUCGCCCGGAUGAUCUAGUGCCCAACCGUACCGUGAGUAGAAAACUGAUCUUUUGGAUUUUCUCUAGUGGCGCCUGUGAUCAUGACUCCACGGCUACUGAAUGCAUCUACGGUUAACUCGAGGCAGCGUUCCACUGUAGGAAAUUCGACCAUUGGUCGGUCUCGUAUGGAUUUCGCGACACUGGGGCGCGCCCCUCUUCGACUAGGAAUGGGCUCUCGACGCAUAACUUCACGUGACCUUGAAAUCGUAGAGGCCACCGAGGAGCUCCUUCUGUCUGAAGUACCCGAGCCGGAAGGUGUCACCUCGAACGUCAGUCUCCUUCGCGGCUUUAAUGCCACCAUACCCAGUGCGGAGCAAAGUCGGACACGACGAAAGCAGAUGCGGAGCGUUGAUGCACCGCACCUUGGGCUCAAGAAGUUGGGUAUGAAUGCAAGAGGAAUGCUCGUGGAUGACGACGACGGACAUAGUGUCACCAGCGAGGAUGACGUUGUAAUGGUUCCACGCGCCGAUACCAUCCGGAAGACGAAGAGGAGAAAGGGCAGAGAAAGUCUAAGUGCAUCAAAAAUAUUGGGCAAGGAGGAAUUGUCGAGGCAGAAGAAAGAGAUUCUGCGGGAUAAAGAGAACAUCAGUGUUCGAAGAAGUUUGAUUAACGGCGAAAUAGCAGAGAUCACGGACAAAAUACAAGCACUGGAUAAUAUCCGAAAUCAACUUGAGCAAAAUCUCCUAAAAUUACACGAAGAUGAGUUAGAGUUGGAUGAUGAGCUCGUGGGUGUUCGGGAACGACUUGAAUUUGAACAAGAAUCAAGUAGAACUCCGAAGAAGAGUUCUCAGCCGCUACAUCUUCUCCAGAGUUCACGGCGGCGAAAGGGCCCUGCCUUCCUACCCUCUGAACACGAUGAACUCCCACCAGGCGUAGCAUUUAUGACUCUGGAAUCGCAUGAGACGUCAAUAACAGCUUUGGACUUUUCUGAGCCGUACGGCACCCUUGUUAGCGCGUCCCAAGAUGAUGCCCAACCAAUAGUCUGGGACCUUUUUUCUGGAACAGAGAUCGGUCGUUUGCGAGGUCAUACUGGACCAGUGAAGUGCCUACAGGUGGAAGAUCAUGUCUGCUUAUCCGGAAGUGAAGAUGGCACAGUACGCCUUUGGGAUCUGAGACGAGUGGAGAGUGAUGAUACGGAUGAGUGGGGAGAUGAGGGUGAGAUCGUCAGUCUCAGUGACAUCACCGAGGAAAGCGAAAGUGGCGAUGAACCUUUGCCCAGAUUGAAUGGAAUUCGGAAGGGCAAAAAACCCUUAGAGCUGCGGAAUGAUCCCUGCACCAGAGUAUUGGAAGGCCACACCAAGGUCGUCACUGCCUUGUAUUUUGAGGAUGACUGCUUGGUGACAGGUGCUUCGGACAAGACUCUUCGACAGUGGGACCUAACGACAGGUCAAUGCGUCAUGACUAUGGAUAUCUUGUGGGCGAUGUCCCACUCAUCGACGUCAGUACCUGGGUCGGUAACAAAUGGUCUCUUCUCUGGCGCCGCUGCAUCGAUCGGCACUUUUGUAGUCCCAACACCUCCAUUCUCAGAUGGAAGCUGGGAAAUGUACGAAGAUUUCGUAGGUGGUGUACAGUUUUGGGGUUACGGUCUGGUUAGCGGUAGCGGGGAUGGCGCGGUUCGAAUGUGGGACAUGCGAACUGGACAAGCCCACCGGACACUCUUAGGCCAUACUGGACCAGUAACAUCCAUUCAAUUUGACGAGAUACAUAUUGCGAGUGGAAGUCUGGAUAAGUCUAUUCGGAUAUGGGAUCUUCGAACGGGAGGCGUAUUUGAGACACUGAAAUACGACCACGCUGUCACAGCCCUGCAAUUUGACACAAGAAAAUUGGUUGCUGCAGCCGGUGAAAAUGGCAUAAAGGUCUACAACAGAACGAGUAUGCAACAGUCGACGCUAAGCACCAACGGACACACCCACCCUGUACAACGGCUAAGAUACAUGGACCGAUACCUUGUCUCCGGAGGUCGCGACUCUACUGUCAAGAUUUGGUCACUAUAGCACGAUAAUUAUUUGGUUUAUACCUGUCUGGUUUGCAUAUACUCAUGAACAUAUCCACGAACCAAUAUCCCCUGCACAUCUGAUGUAUUUAUACGCAUACAGAACAUAGACUAACCUCUUUCAGUGCAUAUUUAGGACUGAUGUGUUCUGAUGUGGCAUAUCUGAUGUCAGGGCAUGGUGGGAUCUACAGCGCCCGUGCUGUGUGGUUC
Messenger RNA from Guyanagaster necrorhizus, 2542 nucleotides. Its product is annotated as WD40 repeat-like protein. The coding region runs from base 381 to 2333 and encodes 650 amino acids. The record is from RefSeq and is a predicted model, not a curated record. Gene Ontology annotation, molecular function: protein binding. The transcript has 9 exons. NCBI's taxonomy places the organism in Eukaryota, Fungi, Basidiomycota, Agaricomycetes, Agaricales, Physalacriaceae.